Messenger RNA from Vespula vulgaris, 708 nucleotides. Its product is annotated as alpha-ketoglutarate-dependent dioxygenase alkB homolog 7, mitochondrial. Gene Ontology annotation, biological process: fatty acid metabolic process; DNA damage response. NCBI's taxonomy places the organism in Eukaryota, Metazoa, Arthropoda, Insecta, Hymenoptera, Vespidae. Gene Ontology annotation, cellular component: mitochondrial matrix. Bases 1 to 708 code for a protein of 235 amino acids. The record is from RefSeq and is a predicted model, not a curated record. The transcript is spliced from 4 exons.
AUGAUAAAAGUUCCAUUAGUGCGAUGGGUUCAAAAUAACUUCGUCUAUUCGACUUCUCAACAUAUUAUAUUUAAAUUUCCAAAAUGUACAAUUGCAAAUUUGAAUAAUAUAGUGAAUAAGGCUGAUAAAAACACAACAAAUUGGAAAGAUGAUUUAUAUAGGACUAUGAAAGUUUAUCCCAACUUUAUUACCGAAGAAGAAGAAAUUUCUUUGAUGAAAGAAAUUGACCCAUAUAUGCAACGUUUACGAUACGAGUUUUCGCAUUGGGAUGAUGCUAUUCAUGGUUAUAGAGAAACAGAAAGAAAACAAUGGAAUGAACAAAAUAUGAAAGUAAUUAAUAGAAUACGUCAAAAAGCAUUUCCACCAGGAAUGCCACAAUUAAAUUUAGUGCAUAUUUUAGAUUUAACGGCUGAAGGAUGGAUAAAGCCACAUGUUGAUAGUAUUAGGUUUUGUGGAGAUGUAAUUGCUGGACUGAGUUUAUUGAGUGAUAGUGUGAUGCGCCUUACAAUGGUUAGUCAUGAACAGGAAUAUAGAGAAGAUUUUCUUCUACCUCGUAAAUCUUUAUAUAUUAUGAAUGGUGUGGCAAGGCAAAAAUAUAAUCAUGAAAUUUUAAAAUCGGAGGAAUCCUAUUUCCAAGGACAAAAAAUACCUAGAAGUCGUCGUAUAUCCAUAAUAUGCAGAAGCGAGGUAGAGGGAAAUAAAGAAUAG